CGACAGUGUAUCGGUAAUUUACGCUUUGAAGUUGAUCUGUACGGAGUGCGUUUCUGAAACCGUGCACUCAAUGACACCAGUCCUUUACCCAAUCGAAUGGAGUGCAGCCAACCACAGGUGAUUUGGGCUCCAUUGCUGGCACAGUAGUGUUACUGUGCAUUUACUCCGUCUGGAUGCCUUCAUUCCCCAGCAGAAACCUAAACGCGGGGAACUGGGCGGCGCCUGAUUGUUUACUGUGUCUUUCUUCCCUCUACAGCGCCGAAUUGAGAUCUAGAGCCGAUCCACCAAGUGAGAUUGCCGACUCGUCGACUUCCACUGAAGCUCCUUCCGAGCUGUCCACAUCCUCUCUCCCCCGCCUCUUCCGAAGCUCUCUUUCAUCCCGUCUCCGGGCUAUGCCUCGACUACUUUCACCAAUGCUCUGCCCUUCAACACAAGUCCUCUACGAUGGCCACCAUCGAGCCAUGGCUCACGAACCUCCUCAACAAGCCGAAAACAUCUGAGCUUCCGCCGUUGCAGCUCAUGCCCUUGGGCGCUGCUCCGGGCCAGUCGCUUUCUCUUCCCCCGCUGGGACCCGAACUCGCUGGCGAGCACCGAGCCGACAGGUGCGCACCGACUCAAGCCAUCUCGCUCUGCGCUGCCGACGACGGCCGCAUUGGAAAGCCGCCUGCGCAAGUAGACGAUAACGGCGUCCUGCACACUGUGUCUAUCCGACCGCUUCAGCUGCUACUCCGCGAGCCCGAGCCGGCACCCCAGGGGAUUCCGCUGCGGAAGAUUGUGCACGAUGUGCCCAAGAGCCCCGAAGGCGCGUCGACAAAGAAGCGCCAUAGGGCACUCACUGCCAAGGAGGAUCUCGUGCAGCUGCCAAAGCUGCCCAAGAAGCAAAAGUCGACCCAGCAGGUAGUUCCUCCGAUCAUCGCUGGCCUCCACGAACCCCCGCCCGACCCUGCAGUGUUCCCUCCCAUCACGUCGGCAUCGUUUGAUGACAGCGAGACUUUUGGCCUGGGGUCGUGGAAGGACUUGGGCAGCAGUCUGGAAGACCGAUCGGCACCCUCUUCCGCCGUCGAUGCUGAGCCGGCCAAUCCUCCUCCAAAGCCGAAGAGACGCCCGAUGAAGCCAAGAAGAAAGUGGACGGAGGAGGAGACCAAAAAUCUCUUACUGGGAGUGAGUCGUCACGGCGUAGGGAGGUGGACAAGCAUCUUGGAGGACCCGGAUUUCCAGUUCAACGGCCGGACAGCGGGGGACUUGAAGGACCGUUUCAGGACAUGCUGCCCUGAGGAGCUUCGGAUGACCGCGGUCGACGAGCUGACGGGUCACGGUGAGGCGGCUGCGUCAGCGGCUCUGGAAGGAACCACGAGGCCCAAGAAUGGAUUACACUUGGAGGAUAUCUUGAUUCCAGUCGGGGACGGCGUGACCGACCACGAUGGCGCCUCGCCGCCCGCGCAGCACGACACCGAUGCGGCGCCCAAGCGCAGGAGAACCCGGGCGCACCGCAAGAAAUUGGAGGAUCUUGCCGAGCUGGGUAUCCACGGUCCGUUUGAACAGUCAAACCGGCGGAAGCGCCGGCCGUUCACCAAGCAGGACGACGAGGCCAUUCUAGAUGGCCUCAAGCAGUAUGGACCGUCUUGGACCAGGAUCCAGCGGGAUCCCAGAUACGGCUUGUCGAGCCGACAGCCCACCGAUCUGCGCGACCGGGUCAGGAACAAGUACCCCGAAAUCUACGCAAACAUCGAAAAGGCCAACCUCCUCAAGGAGGCCGCCCGGGAGGCCGCGCGCGGCAAGGCCAGUACGCUCGAGCCGUCUGUCAAGCUGAGCACGGAAAAUCUACGUGGCUCUGUCGUCCUCCCCUCCUUGGAGCCGCAGCUCAGCCGAUCGGGGUCGAGGGAAGAUAUGUUGAGACGCACAGCAACGCCCUCGGCCUACGAGUCGACCGAGUCUCUGCCUGCCCUCGCCGAUAUUUUCGACAUGACUGACUCCCACGGGAUGUCGUUGCUGGGAGCCCCCCCGGAGAUGGAUCUAAGCCAUCUCAUCCUGGACGAUUCGCACAUCGGCGGUGAGCGUCGUCUUGGCCAGGGCCGAUAGGACUCCCAGAUCACAGUCUCUGUGGAUACGGGUCUCGGCUGGCCAUCUGAGGCCCAAGCCCAUCCAUCACAAGUGCCAAAACACUCACAUUCAACGUUCACGCUUGGUUUGUUCGCCAGUCGGUUGACUAUCUGAUACGUUCUCCUAGGA
This is a messenger RNA of Thermothielavioides terrestris NRRL 8126, 2229 nucleotides long. RefSeq lists its product as uncharacterized. Bases 445 to 2079 code for a protein of 544 amino acids. The transcript has a single exon. Lineage: Eukaryota; Fungi; Ascomycota; Sordariomycetes; Sordariales; Chaetomiaceae. The record is from RefSeq and is a predicted model, not a curated record.